CGGUGCCGCUGCCACACGCGGCAUUUACUUCCGCGUAACGUUACAGACUGGUACAACUCCGCAGCACACAAGUAUGGAGCUUUCGUGGGUUCAAUGCUUUCUCCUGGGUCUUGUCUUCACAUAUGUAAGAGCGGCGACGAGAAACAUUGACAUGGGGUACUACUGCACACAUCCUGGAAACAGGGUGGACAUUUCAGACUCUGACACUGGAGAGUUGUUUUUGGACCCUUAUCAUGCCUCAGAAGACUGUUCGGUUACUCUGGUGGCAGCCGUCGGCAAGCGGAUUUUUCUACAGUUUACAGACAUCAGUAUCAGGGGGAUUAGUGGCCAUCGAGACUGCACAGAUGAAUUGUUUGUUAAGGGUGGAUCCUAUGGAGGGGGUAUCCGUCCAGACAGCUCCUGGGAGAGGGUUUGUGGAAUAUCUCAUCCUGACUUUGAUGCACACAAUCGUCAUGUGACCCUCAAGUUCAAAAGUUAUCUGCAUGGCUAUGGCCACAUCCGCAUCCGGUACACGGUCUACCAUUCAGCGCAUUAUGACGGCUGUGACGGCUACACGUGCCUGGGUAGGGACAUGUGUAUAGACGACAGUCUGAUGUGUGACGGAGUCGACCACUGCGGAGAUAACAGUGAUGAAGAACAUUAUAGUGUCGGUGGCUGCGGGGUUCUACAUCACCGACAGUGGUUGAAGAAGAUUGGAAUCAUCGCAGGCUGUGUGGGUGGAGUUCUCCUUCUCAUUGUGGUCACCUACAUCUGCUACAGGAGGAAGAGAAGCCCUGCGACAACAACAUCUGAUGUUCCUAUGGCAACGGUGGCUCAGACAACCAAUAGGGGACCGCCACAGGGGACAGGGGGUGGGUCUUACUCACCACCUCCUAGUUAUGAUGAAGUAGUGAAGUCCUCUCCUCCUGGAAAUGCUGUGGUAUAGAAAUGAUAUUAUGGACUGUCCUUGGGUCACAGGUAACGCUAGUUCACCUUUAUUCGCGGGGUAACCUUUAUCCGUUACAUUUAACACCAGGGUAUUUCAGGAUAUCAAGUCGGCUGACGGUGGUCUCAAACUGCAUUAUAUUGAAAAAAGACUGCAAUUCGAAACUACCGCCCAUCAACGCGAUAUUCCAAAGUAUCUUGUUUUGAAGUACAACGGAUAUAGGUUACCCUGCGAAUAAAGGUGAACUAGCGUUAUAUACACAUGCAUAAGAAGCAUACAGUUAAACUUGUACAGACUCAACACUGACUAUUUCUACCAAUUUCUACCUGGCCAAUUGCAAUGUGACUACUUUCAGGUGGUCACUAGUACUUUCAAUUGAUGUUUUUUGGCGAUGCCUCAGGGGCGAGCCAAAUAGUAUAUUAUUCCCAUUGACACAAGCAUUAAGAAUCCUGUCCAAUAGUAACAACCGGAUAGAUGAGAUUUUAUCAGUCUCCUGAGAGGUCUUCCUGGACACUUUUGACCUAACUGUUAUUGUGAAAUGCUGUGAUUCUUGAUGAUUUUAUGUUGUUGCAAUAUUAUUGAUGUUUUUGUUGUGCAUGACAUGUUCACAUAGUUAACAUGUCAUGGUGCCAUUGAGGUUGUUAAAAGAGCUUUGAAAUUAAGUUAUUAUCAUUCAGCUAUGCAAAAAGUGUGAUGUUGACAUAAGUGUUCAAAGAAUAUUAAUAUCUUAAGAGUGCAACUGUAGAUUUUUUGCCCGGGUAGAUAAGAGCAGCCAUUAUCUUUUUAUAGAUUUUAUAGAUUUAUAAUUUUUGUAUUAUUGAUGCCAAAUAUUGAAGUUUUUCCUGGUAACAUUGUAAGACUUUGAAGAAAAGAAUUGAAAGUCUAAAUGUUUAAAUGAUGUGAAGAACUAUUAUUACAAUGAGCUUUAGGUACUGUGUAGUUGAAACAGAUAUUUUGUUUUGUGGAGUUAUUUUUUUACUCGGGUUGAAAAUAAUUUUCCUAGACAAUUGGAAUAACUAUAAAUGAUAUGAAUUAUCUUCUUGAUAUUUCGAUACCGUUUUAUAUCUUGCCUGUAACACUAUUUACUGGUAUUGUUUGUGACUUUGAUGUGAAAUAAAAAGCUACAUCAUGAUGGAAUGGGAUAUCACCUAUAGUGAGAAUAAGAGAUGAGGCUAGUAGUGAUAUGCCAUUUUGCGUAUGUCUUAAGGCAUUGAUUGACAGAAAUUUUCAAUAUCUAUAUUUGCUACAGGCAGAAAGAGAAUAAAGUUGACAUCUGUCUCAAGA
Molecule: messenger RNA, 2209 nt
Organism: Branchiostoma floridae (Florida lancelet)
Lineage: Eukaryota; Metazoa; Chordata; Leptocardii; Amphioxiformes; Branchiostomatidae
Exons: 7
Coding region: 74-925 (283 amino acids)
Molecular function (GO): protein binding
Source: RefSeq, a predicted model, not a curated record